AUGUCAGUGGCCCCAAGGAACGAUAACGUUCAAAUACGAGAGGUUUGGGAUGACAAUCUGAUACAAGAAUUUGCUCUUAUCCGCGAGAUUGUGGACGACUUCCCCUUCGUCGCCAUGGACACGGAGUUCCCGGGGGUCGUUUGCCGGCCGGUAGGAAACUUCAAGUCGUCAUUCGACUAUCAAUAUGCGAUGCUAAAGGCUAACGUCGAUAUGUUGAAGCUGAUCCAGCUCGGCCUCACGUUCGCCGACGAGCGCGGAAACCUCCCCACCUGCAAUACCGGCUACGGCUGCGUCUGGCAGUUCAAUUUCCGGGAGUUCGACGACGAGCGCGACAUUUGCGCUUCCGAUUCCAUUGAGCUCCUCCGCCAGUGUGGAAUCAACUUCAAGAAGAACAGAGAGCACGGCGUCGACGCCCUUCGUUUCGGUGAGCUCUUCAUGUCCUCCGGCAUUGUUCUCAACGAGGAUGUGCAUUGGAUCGCCUUCCACGGCAGCUAUGACUUCGGCUACCUCCUAAAGCUACUAACUUGCAAAGAGCUUCCUGAUACCCGGGAAGGCUUUUUUCAGCUCAUGAAGAUCUACUUCCCGACUCUGUAUGACAUUAAACAUCUUAUAAAGUUCUGCAACAAUCUUUAUGGGGGGCUCAGUAAGAUUGCGGAGAUGGUUGGUGUGCAGAGAGUUGGGAUCAGCCAUCAGGCGGGCUCUGACAGCCUCGUCACCUCCUGCACCUUCAGGAAGCUCAGUGACUCUUACUUUCCAAAUGGCUUAACUGAGAAGCAGGCUGGUGUGUUGAAUGGCCUUGGUGUAGAUAAUGCACAGAAACCUGUUACUAAAUAA
Messenger RNA from Dendrobium catenatum, 834 nucleotides. Its product is annotated as probable CCR4-associated factor 1 homolog 7. The coding region runs from base 1 to 834 and encodes 277 amino acids. Gene Ontology annotation, molecular function: nucleic acid binding; poly(A)-specific ribonuclease activity. NCBI's taxonomy places the organism in Eukaryota, Viridiplantae, Streptophyta, Magnoliopsida, Asparagales, Orchidaceae. Gene Ontology annotation, cellular component: CCR4-NOT complex; P-body; CCR4-NOT core complex. The record is from RefSeq and is a predicted model, not a curated record. The transcript has a single exon.